GCAGCUCCAAUAGAUUGAGCAGGUCAGAACCAGAUCGCAGAGCAAGUGAAGCAAACGUUCAAGUUACAGGAAAGAUGCAAGGAUUCCAAGUACUCUGCCUGCUGUUGGCUGCAGUGAGCCUGGCCAGCUGUCGUUCGGUGGUGCGCCGUGAUGUGAGCCACCUCCCCUUGGAGUACCUUCCACCAGUGGAGCUGCCACCUGUGCCCAGUCGCGAUUACCUGCCUCCGGUGGAGCAGCAUGCGGCCACAUUAACCCAUGUGCUCCAGCCGCCCCGUGAUUAUCUGCCUCCCCUGCCGCUGAACAACGAGUACUUGCCACCUGUGGUUGAGGAGGAGCCGGAGGAGGAGGUGGCCACCACAACGGAGGCAAUAAUUCCAGAAGAAACCACCACAGUGGAGCCAACCACCGAGACAGUUAUCGUCACCACCGAACAGCCGCAGGAAGUGGAGAUAAUCACGGAACCGCAGGAGGAGGUGGAGUUGAAGGCUGUGGAGCAUUCGGAGGAGGAGGAGCCCAAGGAGGAGAAGCAGGUGGAGUCGGCAGUGCUCCUGGACGAUGGCUACCACUAUCGCACUCCCUCUGUGGUGCCCGAUCUGCUGCCCGUGAAGGAGUAUCUGCCUCCUCUGGACGGAAAUGCCGUGGUGGAGGAGCUGCCCAAUGGCGAAGAGGACUCCUCCGCCCUUCUGGACGAUGGCUAUCACUAUCGUUCUGUAAAGCGACUCCGCUUCUAGUCCUCCAAAGCCACUAGGUGCCUUAUUUUAUUCCACUACGAAUUUCUGUUUCUGUUCUGUGCGACAAUUGUUGUUUAAUUUUACAAAAUAUAUAGACAAAUACCUUGCCGACACUGAGGGUUUGACACGCAACGGG
This is a messenger RNA of Drosophila suzukii, 867 nucleotides long. RefSeq lists its product as uncharacterized. Lineage: Eukaryota; Metazoa; Arthropoda; Insecta; Diptera; Drosophilidae. The record is from RefSeq and is a predicted model, not a curated record.